Messenger RNA from Chaetomium fimeti, 2126 nucleotides. RefSeq lists its product as uncharacterized. Gene Ontology annotation, molecular function: zinc ion transmembrane transporter activity. Bases 174 to 1901 code for a protein of 575 amino acids. Gene Ontology annotation, cellular component: plasma membrane. The record is from RefSeq and is a predicted model, not a curated record. Lineage: Eukaryota; Fungi; Ascomycota; Sordariomycetes; Sordariales; Chaetomiaceae. Gene Ontology annotation, biological process: zinc ion transmembrane transport. The transcript is spliced from 8 exons.
AGUCUACUUGUCUCAGACACCCCGCGUUCUCUGUUCCUCACCCCUGGAGCCCCGACUCCUCCAUCGGUGGAGAGUUGCACACACCUGAUAUACCCUCUCCCGCUCCCCCAGUCGGUCCGCCCUCUUCGAGUUGCCGAACUUGUUUUCUCCCUCCCCUCCCGGACACGUACACCAUGGCUCGGCUUUCAUCUGCCCUCCGGGCGUCCGUCCUUUACGGCCUCCUCGCCGCGACCGGCGCACCUCUCGCACAAGCUGUCUUACCGACUGCCCAACCAGUCCAUCAACGGGCGCCCCACGUGGAUCCCUCUGUCUCGGAUCCUAACCCGGCCACCAUUACUGCCGUAUCAAAAUGUCAUAUGCAUGGUACAGCGCAAUACUGCCAAGCAGGUACUUCUGAGUUUAGGAUAUCGGGCGACGUCACCGCCUCGUCCUACACUGAAUGCCACAACCAUGGCGCCGACAUGUAUUGCAUGGCCCCUGCCGGCGAGGUACAAGUCGUUGCCGCACAAACCGACGGCCCAACGCCAACUCAGGCCUCCGUGACGAGCUUCACUGCCAUCACUGACUGUCAUCCGCAUAGUACUUUACUCUACUGUAUGGUUGGCACAGUUGAGUACGAGGUGCACACCACCAUAACGGUUACCCAAGAUAUCCCACCCGCUUUCACGGGUUGCCACAGCCACGGACCCGACACCUUCUGCAUUGGCCCCAACGGGGACGAGGUGGAAGUCCAUACCGCCGGACAGGAGGACGAAGGCGAGAACCACGAGGGUGGACCCUUGGGACAGGACUGUCACUUUCAUGCCGGUUUCGAGCACUGCCCUGGCGCUGAAAACACCUGUGAGCGCGUCGACAGAGACUACAACAUCAAUCUUCGCGUCGGCCUGCUAUUCGCCAUGCUCGCCACCAGCGCCAUUGGUGUCUUCAGCCCGAUCCUCGUGGCUUCCUAUGUCUCGCCGAGCCACCCCGUCUUCACCAUCCUCCGGCAAUUCGGUACUGGCGUCAUCAUCUCGACCGCUUUUGUUCAUCUCUACACACAUGCCACCCUCAUGUUCACAAACGAGUGCCUCGGCGAGCUCGCGUACGAGGCCACCUCGUCCGCCAUUCUCAUGGCUGGUAUCUUCCUCUCCUUCCUAGUCGAGUACUGCGGGAGCCGCCUCGUCCAGUGGCACGAGGCCAAAGCCAAGUCAAGCAUUGUCGAGUCGGCCGGACACGGCCAUGCCGCCCCCGCUGCCCGUACCGACAUGGUCAACAUCGCCGUCCUGGAGGCAGGCGUCAUCUUCCACUCCCUCCUCAUCGGCCUCACCCUGGUCGUCGCCGGCGACAGCUUCUUCCUCACCCUCUUCGCCGUAAUCGUCUUCCACCAGAUGUUCGAAGGCCUCGCCCUCGGCACGCGCAUCGCCGCGCUCGGCCGCCCCUCCCCAACCUCCGCCCCGGCCACCGGCCACGGCCACUGCCACGGCCCCACCCCCGCCGCAGCGCCCAUUACGGAAGAGCCCAAGACGGCGCGCGCGGCGACGGACACCUCCAGCAGCAGCACGCACACGGCCGUCCCCAGCCUGGACGGCCCUCCCGCCUCCCCCGCACCAACGCCCGUCUCGAUGCGCAAGAAGCUGCUGCUCGCGCUCGCCUUCGCGCUGGUGACCCCCCUGGGCAUGGGCAUCGGCAUCGGCGUGCUGCAGAACUUCAACGGCAACGACCCGUCGACCAUCAUCGCGAUCGGCACGCUGGACGCCUUCUCGGCGGGUAUCCUCGUGUGGGUGGGUGUUGUGGAGAUGUGGGCGCACGACUGGAUGCUGGGCGGGGAGAUGACGCGCGCUGGGCCGGUCAGGACGGUGAUGGGGCUGGUGGCGUUGGUGGUGGGUAUGGCGGUGAUGAGUUUGUUGGGGAAGUGGGCUUGAGGGUUGUUUGGGUGGGUUUAUGAUGAGGGGGGUGGUUGUUAAAAAUGUGGUUUCCAAUGGGGUCGGGUGCGGAGUUGGUGUGUUUACAUUGGGGGUGUUUGGCGUUGGGGUGGAAUAUUGGGAUAUUUCAUACCCAUCUGGUUUAUGCUCAUAAGUACAUUGCAACAUCUCCCCCAAGUAAAGGGCGGAAUACCAAAAACAAUCAAAUGCACAUCAUCAAAACUG